Electrophorus electricus (electric eel) is the source of this 2585-nucleotide messenger RNA. It is a transcript of the gene cep55l, whose product is annotated as centrosomal protein 55 like. Gene Ontology annotation, biological process: regulation of phosphatidylinositol 3-kinase/protein kinase B signal transduction; mitotic cytokinesis; establishment of protein localization. The record is from RefSeq and is a predicted model, not a curated record. Lineage: Eukaryota; Metazoa; Chordata; Actinopteri; Gymnotiformes; Gymnotidae. Gene Ontology annotation, cellular component: midbody.
UCUAUUACGGUGUUAGCUAACCCAGCUACCUUUAUUAUCUUUAUUAUGCUGUAGCGGUCUGGAUAUUCACAAAUAAACAAACAGCGUAGUUGGGACCCUCCAGAGAUGGCAACCAAAGGAGCCAAAGAAAUGAUUGUAAAUAAACUAGGAUUUAAAAGCAGCACCCCAAAGUCUGUGGAAGCUGAACUAGAGAAAGUAAAAAAGGAAAAUACCCAACUGAAGAAAAAUUUGGAUGAAAUGUCUAAACAAAAACUUAGAUCCCCAUGUCCUGAUUCGGAUAAAUCCAAGCUUAUGGAGAGGAUUGUGUCACUGGAAAUGCUGAGGGAGAGGAAUUCACAGCAGUUGCUGGCGAAGGACCAGGAGAUAAGCUCUCUGAGCCGACAGCUAGCUGCCAAAGGUGGCGAGGUAGUGGUUUCCUUGCAGAAACAGCUGGAGCAGAGCAGAAAAGAAGCAGAGCAGAGAGAGAAACUCUUCCAGGCCCUCUCACAGGAGACGGAGGACCUGAAAAACAAGUUGGCGGCUGCAGCCAAGAGGUGCCAAACACUUGGGAAACAUGUGACUGAUGUACAGGCACCUUCAGGUGAGGUUGCAGUAAUCCAGGAGCACCUGCGAGAUGCCCUGGAGAAAAAUCAGCACUGGUUGGUUUAUGACCAGCAGAGAGAGACCUAUGUUCAGGGGAUCUUGGCCAGGAUAACAGAGCUUGAACAGCAGCUAAACCAAGCCAAGCAAGCACUCCACCAACCUCAUAAAGAUGGCAGUUUGGAAGCAGGUCCACUGUCCCCGACUGCACAGAGGAACCCGGAUGAGUUCCUUAAAGUGGCCCAGCAGGAGCUGGAGGAGGAGCGGGUGCAGGGCUUUCGUGUACGAGCUGAACUCAAUGAGCUGAGGGCCAAGUAUGAAGAGAGGACCCGAGAGAUGAUUCGCACCCAGGAGGAGCUCAAGGAGGAGCGGCAGAACAGUCGGCAGGCCUUGGGGGAGGAGAGGAAGCUGGCAACAGAACGUGCAGCUCGGCUGCAGAGUGAGAUGGAGGUGGCCAGUGCCCGUUUGGAGGAGGAGAGGAAAAGGGUGACUGAGAUGAUGUCACAGGUGAACCUACUUCAGAAAUCCCUGUUGAACCAGCAUGAGGAGCAAAAAAAGAUUGCUGUUUUGGAAAAACAGAUCCAGUUGUCUACCAAAGAUUUUGAGAAUGAGAAACUGGACCGUCAGAGUCUACAGCACCAGCUUCACAAAGUGCUGAAGGAGCUUCGUAAAGCGAGAGAUCAGAUCACACGGUUGGAGUCCACAAAACAGCAACGUGAAACUCGAUUCUCUGAGCCCAGCUCAUAUGAAAAACUGGACAGGGGGAGGCUGACCAUUCAUGACCACAUCCUGAACCCUACAUCCCCAAUGAAAGGUCCCGGCACACUGGAUGAGAGCAUCCUGGAGUGUCCCAACUGCCGGGCGUUGUACCCCACCAGUCAGCACAGAGAGCUUCUCGCACAUCUGGACUACUGCUUCAACUAAGACUUCCUAACAAAAAGGGAAUAAUGAUAAUCUGCCUAUGACUUUUUUCUUGAUUAGAAUUUUAUAUUUUUGUAUUUGUUUUAUCCUGCUUGACAUUACAAAGAAAUUUCUCAGUAUUUUUAAGAUAAAUCACUGGUGGUGUAGACAUUCUUUUGGGUAUUCAUGAAAGGAUUUAGUGGUGCAUUUAUGUGACGCAUAUUUAAGGAAGAUAUUAAUUUAUGAUUGUUGUAGCAUCUUCAUAAACAGUCUCGGGCUCACUUGUGCAUAUUUUCAUUUUAUUAUACAAACCCUUGUUUUGAACACAGUAAACUCAAAAGAUCAUGAUUCAUUUUUGUGAUCAGCUUUUUUUUUUUUUUUUUUUCAAUAUCAUGUCCACUUUUUUUUUCCUUCCCAACCUACAAUGUAACAAGGAUUCAAAAAACAUUUCUGAAUCCUUGAAUUAGAUUGCAUUUGUAAUUGCUUAAUUUACACCUAUUUAAAGUAAUUAGUGUGACUGCUGUUGUCAGGGCAGAAUGCAGCAAGACAUUCUUUAACACGGCGGGCUGGGGGGGCAUGCCCAUGUGGAGGGCCUGCAGAGUAACCAGUUAGAAAGUUUCUGUCAAGACACCCAACUUUCAAUUUCAUUGCUUUAGCUACUGUACGUUUUUUAUACACGUUAGUACAGGGUUGCCUAUUGUGGUUUAUAUUAUUCACACCAGAACAAAAUGUUCAGACUUGCCCUAUAAAUCAAGUCACAAGAGCAAGUUGAAACAGCUGUGCUGUCAUAAGUGCUGUGUUCAUUAGUCUGUUCAAAACAAAAAACAAAACAAAACACUCCUGAGGUCAUAAAUUUGUUCUCUUACACUUCCAAAACCAUAAGUGCUUGUAUCCUGGUUCUAUCCAUUUAUAUAACAAUGGCAGUUAUAUUCAGCAAGAGCAUUUUAUUUUAAUAAGUAGCUUAAAUUACAUCAUGUAACCAUAGCACACUGGUAACAUUAUUUGUGUUCAAAUUUUCAGUCCUUAACUUUUUCUCUUACACUUAGCAUUUGUCAUGCAGAUAUUGGAUUGUGUUUAAACGAAUAUCUUUAUUUACAUGUAUACUA